AUGUCCGAGAAAAAAGCACUCGGUUCUCAACCUUCCACCCCCUCCGAGCCCCCUCCGUCCUACGAAACAGCCGCCUCAAUCCCGUCUAUCGGCGGCCCAAACACCAAUCCCAUCUCGCUCCCCCGCCCCCCGCCGCUGGCCCUUCCGGUCCUUAAUCAGCUCCGCUCAAAACGCGUGAUCCUCGCCUCCGCCUCUCCCCGCCGCAAACAAAUCAUCUCGUUCCUCGGCCUGCGCGACGUGGAAAUUAUCCCCUCCAACACGCCGGAAGACUUCCCCAAAUCUCUUUCCCCGUUCGAAUAUGUCCUACAGACCGCAACCCACAAAGCCAUUACGGUGUAUCAGCAGCAGAUCAACAACCCGGAUAAGGGUGAGCCGGCGUUGAUUUUAGCGGCGGAUACGAUCGUGGCCGAUAUUUCUACGGGGAGUAUUCUAGAGAAACCGCGCUCGGAGGCGCAUCAUAUCACAAUGCUCAAGGCGUUGCGGGACGCGGGGGAUCACAAGGUAUUCACGGCGGUAGCGGGGAUCGUGCCCCUAGAGAGCGCUCGGGAUCCGGGAUAUGCGUUGGAGACAGUGGUGGAGGAGACGAAUGUGAGGUUCGAUCCGGACAUUACCGACGAAUUGCUUGUGGCAUAUGUGAAAACACGGGAAGGAGUGGAUAAGGCCGGGGGCUAUGGGAUGCAAGGGCUGGGCUCGAUAUUGGUUCAGAGAAUUGAAGGGAGCUAUGAUAAUGUGAUUGGGCUGCCGCUGCGGGCUACGUUGAAACUGAUUGAGAAGGUUAUGUCCCGGGCAGAUGAUGAGGACCUACUUGGAGACGAAGAGGAAGGGUCUGAUUCUUGA
This is a messenger RNA of Uncinocarpus reesii 1704, 837 nucleotides long. RefSeq lists its product as uncharacterized. Gene Ontology annotation, molecular function: nucleoside triphosphate diphosphatase activity. The transcript has a single exon. Bases 1 to 837 code for a protein of 278 amino acids. The record is from RefSeq and is a predicted model, not a curated record. NCBI's taxonomy places the organism in Eukaryota, Fungi, Ascomycota, Eurotiomycetes, Onygenales, Onygenaceae.